UAUAAUAAAAUCUAUAUUUAUUUGAUUUAUUCUUUAUUAUAAAUAUAAUAAAAAGACGAGACAUUAAUAAAUAUUGCUACUUUCAAGUGCAAUCCUGACAAUUACUCAGUUCUUUCUUACAAUUGGAAUAUCAGUUUGACAAAAUGAGCCAAACUCAACACAAAACUCUUGUCAAAGAUUUAUUACCUAAGAAACAAUUGAGAAAUCAGAAGAAAAUAUCAAAUGAAGAAAUUACUGAACGUAAUGGUAUUGAUUAUCCAUUGGACAUAUGGUUUAUAAUAUCAGAAUAUAUUAAACCAGAAACUGUAGGAAAAUUUGCUUGUAUUUGUAAAUCUUCCUAUUAUGUGACUACGACUGCAAAAUUUUGGUUUCAUCUAUAUAAGACUUAUUACAAGUUUGUUCCUGGUAUCCCAGAACGUUUGCAGCCACAUUGGAUGAUACUACGCCAUGAAUUGCGUCUUUGCGUUAUCAGAACACUGCAUUAUACUUACUUUGCUGAGAGAAGAGCAUUGAGCUAUAUAUCACGGAUACAGCAAAAGGAACCACAUUCUCUUGUUAAAAGGCAAUGUUCUCUCAUGUGGCACGAAAAAGGAACUAAUCGGUGGUAUUUCUUUUUUAAAUUAAAAGAAAUAUCGGGAACAUGUAAUGGUACUUUAAUACAACAAAACAAAAGCAUGGAUGAUGAUAUUGACACAGCAGAAAAGAUAAAUGCAAAUUCCGAAGAAAAAUGUAAACUUUUACAGAAAGUAUCAGUAACUUUGAUGCCUGGUCUUAAAUACCUGCGAUUGCAGCUUGGAUUUGGAACAUCAGAUCUUCCAAAUGCAUUAACUAAUCAAGUUAUACUUAAUGAUGUAAUUGAUUAUGAAGUUUUCGAUUGGUGGCAUCCGCGUUAUCCACAUCAAGAUACAAUAUCUUAUUUAUGUGAUGUAGACAGUACCAUACAGUUAACCUCGGAUGAUACCUGGGAUUGAUGUUACUUUUCGUUUUUGCAAGAAGAUUUAUAUUUCGUUUAUUUAUAAGUAUAAUACAGAUAUAAGUUUAACGAUUAAAAUAUAUGCAUGGAAAUGUUACAAGCAAAGUUUCAAUUCUAAUUGAAUAAUUUUAGUCUUUAAAUAUUUAUACAAAUUGAUACCAUACACAAAUUUUUUAAAUAUUGAUCAGUUAUAGAUUGUCAUUUAUAGGUUAUGUAUUCUUGUAAACUUUAUUUUAUGAAAGUAUGUUGAAACUAUUUUUAGAAUUCUCUUUGCAAAUAUUAAAUAUUUUAAUGAUAAAAUUUUUUCACAGGGAACUUGGACAUUAAAAGAAGUAGAACUUUAGAU
Polistes canadensis is the source of this 1319-nucleotide messenger RNA. RefSeq names its product transmembrane protein 183B-like (gene fsd). The transcript is spliced from 6 exons. The record is from RefSeq and is a predicted model, not a curated record. Lineage: Eukaryota; Metazoa; Arthropoda; Insecta; Hymenoptera; Vespidae. The coding region runs from base 144 to 971 and encodes 275 amino acids. Gene Ontology annotation, biological process: regulation of protein stability. Gene Ontology annotation, cellular component: SCF ubiquitin ligase complex.